This is a messenger RNA of Diospyros lotus (date-plum), 1232 nucleotides long. RefSeq lists its product as uncharacterized. Bases 226 to 819 code for a protein of 197 amino acids. The transcript has a single exon. Lineage: Eukaryota; Viridiplantae; Streptophyta; Magnoliopsida; Ericales; Ebenaceae. The record is from RefSeq and is a predicted model, not a curated record.
CAUACAUACGUCUUAUGUGUAUAGAUAAACGCAUACGCUUCCUAUCUGUUGAAUUUCUCUCUCUCUGUCUCUGGUUUUAGGUUUCUGAUUUCUCAGAUUUCUCGUGUUCUCUGCCGUAGAUUAUUGUUCGCGUGCUGGCAGAUCCGAAGUAUUUAUUCGAAGGAAUCCGAUCUUUCAGAGGGCUUUGAAUCUUUCUCUAGAGUUGUUGAUUCUCUCUUGAACCCCAUGGGAGUUGCAGUUCUUCACCCUCAGGAUGUCCUUGCAGAUCGGGGCCAUGCCGUAAUCUACCGCCACAUGAAGCCGCGCAAAAGCCCUAACCCUAGCUCCGGUUCUACGAAAUCGAAUCGUAGAAAAAAUAGUCCGGAGAAGAACAACAACAAGAAUAGUACUAUCAACAGUUCUACCUCGAAAAACCUGGUCAUGGGACAGGUUAAGAUACUGAAACGCGGCGAGGGGUUGAAGAUUCCCGACGGUGGGGGGACUGUUGUGGAAUCUGGCGAUUCGGGGUCGUCGUCGUCCGCGGGACGAUUGGGGCCGGAGCCGGAGAUUGUGCCGGCGGAGUUGAAGGUUCCAGUCGACGAGAUGAAGGUUGCCGAAUCGGAGUAUUUGAUGUUGUCGUCCACGGGUCGGUUGGGUCCGGAGCCCGAGAUGUUGCCCAAACAAGUCGGCCUCAGCGAUUUCUAUGCUGGGUCGGCGUGUAUUUCUUCGCCGCCUCCGAGUUCGUUGCCAUUUCCAUAUUCGUUUGUCAAGAAACACGUUUUGGGUUCUAUCGACGAUGCAUCAAGCGAUCUCCGGCGACUGCUUCGUCUCGAGAUUUGAUUGAAGUGGUGUGUUUGUGAUGGUUAAGCUUUGCCAGUGCUUUUACCUUUUUUCUUUUUAGCUGAAACGGAGUUGUCAGUGCUUGAUUGUUCCGGUUGGUGGUCUCUCCCUUAUUUUUUCAAGGGGAGAGGGCUAAUUGGAGAAGAAAGAUGUCAGCUUCUGUUGUGUAGUGUUAGCUUCUUUGUAUAUAGCCUGUUCUGACACUGAUUUGGCUAUUGGGGAAGUGGGUAGUGUUGGUUGGUUUGUUGGUUGAUUUUUCUUCUUCUUACAGUCUUUUGGAAGUAGUUUGUGCUAGGCGCAAGACAAAUGGUGGGGUUUCUCCAUAGGUGAUUGUAUAUUGUCUUGGAUAUAACUCAUCCCUGAAUCUUGUAUAACAGUUAAUUUACAGAUAUAUAAAUUAGUUCCUUUUGGUU